Gracilinanus agilis (Agile Gracile Mouse Opossum) is the source of this 747-nucleotide messenger RNA. It is a transcript of the gene MCCD1, whose product is annotated as mitochondrial coiled-coil domain 1. The record is from RefSeq and is a predicted model, not a curated record. Lineage: Eukaryota; Metazoa; Chordata; Mammalia; Didelphimorphia; Didelphidae. The transcript is spliced from 2 exons. The coding region runs from base 65 to 412 and encodes 115 amino acids.
GAAGCCAGUUCCUGGCAGCUGGAAGGCAGUUCGGACAUAACUCCCUCCCCAGCCCCAGCCUGCCAUGGGCCUUCCUUUGCCCUGGCUCUCUCGCUGCUGCCGUCUCCUGCCUUCCCGGAUCAUGGUCCCUCAUAUUUCUCAUGGGGCCUACUCCCAAAGUCCUGGGACACCUACAGAGGAGCUAGUCACAGAAGAAACAACCAGGAAGACCCUGCCUCCAAACAGGGGUCCAGGCCACAGAAGAGCUGAGUUGGCCCAGGCAGAAGAGAUGCUUGAGCAGCAGUUAGAGCUGUACCAAGCCCUGCUGGAGGGGCAAGAAGGGGCAUGGGAAGCUCAGGCCCUUGUGCUCAAGAUCCAGAAGCUCAAGGAGCAAAUGAGGCGGCACCGAGAAAGCCUGGGAGGUGAUGCUUAAAGGGACCCUUCCUUCAAUGGCUAAACCCAGGCCAACAUUUCUAAGAACCCCUUUGGCACCCACCCGCCCGCCCACCCACCCACCACCUACCCCCAGGUCCUAUCCUGCUCCCUUCUUUCCUGGAGCAGAGAGACCACCAGAUUAGAAAUAGGAAUGCUCUCCUGAGGAGGGUUAAGAAUAGAAAGAAGUACUAAGGAGAAGCUAGUCUCUAGUAAGAUGAACUUCACAAUAAUCUUUUUCCAGUCCCCAGUGACCUCCAUUCCACCCCCAAAGCUGAAGAGGAAAAGAUACCACCCACUGCCACCCCUCAAAUAAAGGAACAAAACCCUCACAAA